CAUGGGGAACCAGUUAACAGAAAUUGCCCCCAACACCCCAUUCCUCCCCAGCUUUCAGUCUUUACAUGUAGUAGUGAUUGGUUUGGACUCUGCAGGGAAAACCUCGCUCCUCUACAGACUCAAGUUACGGGAGUUUGUUGAGACGAUCCCCACCAAAGGCUUCAACAUGGAGCGGAUUAAAGUGCCCAUGGGGAACUCCAAAACCAACACCACCAUGUUCCAGGUUUGGGACGUCGGCGGUCAGGACAAACUGAGGCCCCUCUGGAAAUCAUACACCAGGAGGACAGACGGACUGGUAUUCGUGGUGGAUGCCGCUGAGGCAGAGCGAAUGGAGGAGGCCAAAGUGGAGCUCCACCGGAUCACCCGAUCAGCGGAAAAUCAGGGGGUGCCUGUGCUGGUUCUGGCAAACAAACAGGACCUGGAUGGAGCCAUGUCAGCUUCAGAGGUGGAAAAGGUUCUGGCUCUCCAUGAGCUGAGCUCAUCGACGCUACACCACACACAGGGCUGCUCUGCGUUGGAUGGUCAGGGCCUGCAGCCGGGUCUGGAGAAGUUAUACGAGAUGAUCCUGAGGAGGAAGAAGAUGCUCCGACACAGCAAGAAGAAGAGAUGAGGCAGAGAGUUGCAGCUGUGCUGGGGAUAGAGUUUACUUUGCAACCAUUCUUGUCUGUGGACUUUCUCAGCAGCCAUGUCUGUGAUAUUUUGGAACUUUGGUAAGUGAAACCAGAGAGAAGCUUGUCAGUCCUUCAGACAAGUUGGGAUGUCUAAACCAAGUUCAGACGAUGGCCUCAACAGUCUGUUCCAAAUAUUAACACCUUCCUUCACUCAUGAGACUUUUUGGCAGACGUUUGGGAUUACGUCUUCCCUCUCCUCACGUCCUAUCCUUAAGGGAGCACAGCAGAGAGACAUAAAGCUCCAGAGGGGGCAACAGAGGAAAACCUGUGCAAUAUAUGAUUAACAAUCACUGAUGCACUCACUCCAGCAUUGAAGGAUAUUUUGUACCAACCACUACUUGUUACAACUGUAGUGCCAACAGAAACCUGCAGGCCUGGCCCAAGCAUCGUUCCUGUUCCUUUCAAGUUUCAGUGUCACACUUAACCCCAUAUUUUUAUGUUGCAUGAUGUUCACCCACAUACCCUUUUGGGAAUAUUAAGACAACCCUUUUGUUGAUCAAAAGAAGACCAUUGUUAUUAUUCUAGGUUAGAAACUGCCCAAUGUUCAGUUAGGUAUGUCAUUGGGACUACAGUUAACAUGUGCCACAAAUGUGACAUUUACGGACUGACACAUUAAGGCUGCAGAAUUCAGCUGUGCAGGUUUAGAUUGUUUUUCACUCCUCACCAAAGUUGUUUGCUUGUCACAGUUGGGUGUAUUUCUGGGUUUGUUGAAUGGUUGGUUGGUAAGUUCAAACAAGAAAUUGUUUUUAUAUCGUGUACAUUUUGUUUUGUAAAAUGUUAACCUGAAUAAAUUAUUGAGCAACUUUGGCAUUA
Messenger RNA from Epinephelus fuscoguttatus (brown-marbled grouper), 1484 nucleotides. RefSeq names its product ADP-ribosylation factor-like protein 4D. The transcript is spliced from 2 exons. The coding region runs from base 2 to 610 and encodes 202 amino acids. Gene Ontology annotation, cellular component: cytoplasm. Gene Ontology annotation, molecular function: GTPase activity; GTP binding. NCBI's taxonomy places the organism in Eukaryota, Metazoa, Chordata, Actinopteri, Perciformes, Serranidae. Gene Ontology annotation, biological process: vesicle-mediated transport; intracellular protein transport. The record is from RefSeq and is a predicted model, not a curated record.